UGUCAGUCGGUUGCUUUGGGCGAGCGUUUUCGCGUAAACUAAUUGAUUUCAUCUAAUUAAAUUAUAGUGAAUCAUUGUGAUACCGAUGCAUUUGUGAUGUGAGCCAUGUUAAUUAAUUCUGUGUUAACAUUGAUCGUAGUGACUUCAAAAUAGGGGGUGUAACACAAAACAAAAAUGGCUUCGGGAGAUACUGAUCACAUAGAAAUUAUGGAUAGUUCAGUGACGAAAAAGGCGGAUAUCGGCACAGGGCCGUCAGGCUCGGAGGACGAUGAUCGCGACAGGCUUUCCAUUGCUGAAAAAAAUGUUCCGUACGAUCCGGCGGUCGGCCCGAUGGGUGCGAUCAGCAAAGUGCACAAGUCGGACCGAAAGAUCGGCCACCGUCGGGUCGGCGAGGGCGGCGAGAUCACGUACAAGAAGAUACAGUCGUCGCAGAUCAUGGGCUCGAUACAGCUGGGUAUCCAACACGCAAUAGGUGGCCUCGCUUCCAAGCCGGAACGAGAUCUGCUGAUGCAGGACUUUAUGACGGUGGAGACGACGAACUUCCCCAGCGAGGGGUCGAACCACACGCCCGCGCACCACUACUCCGAGUUCAAGUUUAAGACGUACGCGCCGAUCGCGUUUCGAUAUUUUCGAGAUCUGUUCGGAAUACAGCCGGACGAUUUUUUGAUGUCAAUGUGCAGCGCGCCCCUACGCGAGCUGAGCAACCCCGGCGCAUCGGGUAGUAUAUUCUAUUUGACGAACGACGACGAGUUCAUCAUAAAAACGGUACAGCACAAGGAGGGGGAGUUUCUGCAGAAACUACUGCCAGGAUACUACUUGAAUUUGGAUCAGAACCCACGAACUCUCCUACCGAAGUUCUUCGGUCUAUACUGCUACCAAUGCAACAGUAAGAACGUGCGAUUGGUGGCGAUGAACAAUCUGCUGCCGUCGUCCGUGAAACUGCACCAGAAGUACGAUUUGAAGGGAUCCACUUAUAAGCGGAAGGCGAGCAAAACAGAGAGACAGAAGAAUUCACCAACAUACAAAGACUUGGAUUUCAUGGAGCACCACACUGAAGGCAUUUUCCUUGAAGCCGAUACGUAUACAGCGCUUAUUAAGACUAUGCAACGGGACUGCCGCGUUUUGGAGAGUUUUAAGAUAAUGGACUAUUCCCUCCUAGUCGGCAUACACAAUCUGGACGAGGCACAACGCGAAAAAACUGAAGCUAGAAAAAGAACGGACUCCGGGCAAAGUGACGACGAGGGGGAUGGUGAGAGGAGAGGACUUAAUAGGACUCGAUCGGAUCAAACUAAAGAAGAUUUCAAGGCCCAAGUGAAACGGACACAGUCGAUAAACCGCCAACGGCUGGUAGCACAUUCUACGGCUAUGGAGAGCAUUCAGGCGGAAAGCGAACCGAUUGACGAGGAAGAGGAUGUGCCGCCCGGCGGUAUCCCAGCACGAAACGCGCGCGGCGAACGAUUACUACUUUUCCUUGGUAUUAUCGACAUUUUACAGUCUUACCGACUUCGCAAAAAGUUGGAGCACACGUGGAAGAGCAUGAUACAUGAUGGGGACACGGUAUCCGUACAUCGACCUAGUUUUUACGCGCAACGUUUCCUAGAUUUCAUGGGCAAAACUGUGUUUAAGAAAAUACCUUCGUUGGACCUACCGGAGAUCAAGGGGAACCAUCGCAAAUUCAGAACGUUGGUGACCAGCUACAUAGGUUUGACACUGAAACACUCGCCGUCUAAGCGAAAGAGCAUCGCGAAGCCGUCUAGACCGCAAGAAGAAAUCGAUACACCCGGUAUGAUAGCUAGUCUACCAAUUAGGUCGCCUAAUAUGAAUAAAAAACUACGUAUGUCUUUGCGUACGCAAACGGUCACGAUAAAUCAAUAUAGACGGAUAUACAUCGGGCGUACUAUAACGGACUAUAAUCCGGACUUGUUGAGACAAGCCAAGUCGCCUAGAUCCUCUGUACGAUCUAGUCUAAGCGACUUCACGGACACGACUAUUUCGACUUGGAACCAAAGACACCAACAACCGACGGAGUAUCCGUCAGUGCUAUCUGAUAGAUUGAAAAUCAUGGAUAGAGAUAGGAUUCAAUUUCCCAGACGGAUAGACUUCGAUACGUCGAAUUUGACGUCGCGAGAGCCCGGACCGUCUUACGAUACACAUUUAUAUAGAACGUCAGUGCACGAUAGAAUGGAGUCCCUAUCUGAUCAACUGACGAAAGUCCUAAGUACGGGAGCGGGUAGUACACACAUAAACGGCAGUUUAGCAGAUAGCGGUAUACAGACGGACAACACGAGCACCAGCGUACCCCAAAUAUACGUAGCGGACGCUCAAACAACGCCCGUCAUCAAAAUACUCAAAGACGCAGCUGUGGAUACGAGAAAUGACAAUAAUCUCCAAGACAUACCGUUCAUAGAUGAAGAGGAAUUGGAGAAACCGUGGAAGCGCAGGUCGAACAUUCUAGAGAAACACAAGAGCACAUCGAACAUUCCAGAACGUAUAGACGAAGUUAGUUCGCAGGAACAAUCGAACGAACGGCUAUCUAUGAGCUUUAAUAGAUCCAAAUCGCCGACUUUCGUCGAGAAAUUCAAGAAAUUCUUCAUGGAUAUUGGUCUGGUUAAGUCUGAGAGUUCUCCAAAUACAAGAGAAACGCACGAUUCCAGUACAUUGCCUAAGAAUCUGAAUUCUAGUUAUCGAACGCGUAGUGCGACACCAACUAAUAUAGAAACAAGGGAAGCGUCCACACUACCAAAAGACAUGAGAUUCCGUAAAGUGCGUUCUACACAAACGGUUUAUAUUAAACCAGAAACAGAUAUGUCAAGAGAACACGUAUCCGUAGUUAAAUUGAACGGAGACGAACAUAUAAAAGAUUCGGAGUCAGAGAGGUGUUUAAAAGAGGUCGUAUACGUGAGGAGUUUGGAAAAAGCGGCGAUAUAUUCGGGCAACGAUAGCGGUAGUACGAUUAUAGUAGUGCCGCCAGCUGAUUGAAGUUUAGAACAAAAAAUAGGUGGAUAAUCUGUGGAUGCAUGAAUGCAUUUAGUCUUUGUUGAAUUUGUGAGUUGUGACGUCACAUAGUACAUUGUAUACAGGGUAUAACUUGGUUCAUUUUUCUUAUCACAAUAUACAGAAUGGUUCAACAAUUUGAUUACCGUUCGACUCUGUGUAUACAGGGUGUUUCAAUUUUAUUUUGUUGUUUACCUGUAUAAUGUACUAUUGUUACGUGUGUCGUAUAGAAUAUAGUUUGACGGAUAUGACGGUAUGUUGCAAAUUGUUUCGUGGCGUUCUUUUCUAAGUAAACUAGCAGGUCCUAGUUACAGUUUCUGUUUUAAUUACGAUUUUAUUAAGUGGGAAAAUAUUAUGGAAUUGAUAUUUUGUGAGUGUAAAUAAACAUUGUUUUUUAUACUAGUCGAUUUUACGAACAAAUAUAGGAGAUAAAAAUGCUUAUUCAUUCCUGUGUAAAUGAAAAGAAGCGUGUGUGCCGAGCACAUGUGUCAGAAGUGAAACUUCUUUGCUAAGAUUCAAAGAUACCAAAAUCGUCGCCUUACUCCAUGACGUAUUAUCAUGACGCGAACGUACAACGUGCGAACGAACGCAUAACGUACGGUAUUGUCAUGACGCGACCUUGAAAUUUUACUCUCAACGCGCUUGAAGAAGUUUCACUUCAAAGAAAUGAUGUAGUUGAAAAGUUUACGUGAAUAGUGUAUUUGGAUGCAGUAGCCAUGAUACAAAUAGUUUCUAUAUAAUAAAAGUCGACCAGUAUAGAAAACAAGGUUUAAUUAAAUCAACUAAGGGCUGAUUUUUCAAUCCUUGGUUAAAACUUAUUCGUCGAAUAAUGUAUAAAACUACCAUUUUAAAAACGUAUUCUAAUCGCCCGUAUUUGACAGUUUACGUGACAUUUUAAUAUUAUCGUGUAAUACUUUAUUGGACGGAUAAGAUUUAUCCAAGCAUUGAAAUAUCGGCUCUAAGAACAAUGUAAAGAUGGCGUAUGAUAAUCAGAUUCGUAAAUAAAAGCUAAGUAAUUAAUUUAUUAAUAAAACGCCAAAGUAGUUAAUUGGAAUUGGUUGAUAAAUGACAUUGAAAAACCUUAUUUAUUGAAGGACCUAUGUGAUCGGUAAUAUAAAAAAAAAUAUUAGAAAAUAUACUAUACAAUUUUGUUUUUUAAAAAUAAUAAUGUAUGCAUUAUUUAUAUUGAGAUAAAGAAUUAAGAAACCCAGUGAUAUAUGCCUAUCUUAAUGCUACUUAAAAUUUAAAUUGACAUUUAUUAAAAAAAAACAUCCUGUUUGUAUAUUUUCAUUGAUAAUUUAUUAAAUUACUUUCUUGGUAACACAAUUUUUGAAGCUUGACAAGCUUGCAUGAACAAACAGUUUGUGCAAACUUAAUGACUGUAGAGACAAUAAAAAUCAACUUAUAAUACUAUUAUUAGUAUGUUGUCUUCUUAUAUCUUGACAUACAUGUAUAUCUUCCUUACUCUGCUUUAAAAAUAUACGUAUUUUACCCAAAAUGAUAUUUAUAUGGCAAUACACACAAAAAUUAUGAGAUUAUUUAUAAUCAUAAUCUAUUAUUAUAAUAUACGGUCUUAGUAAAUUAGUCCAGUUUAUGACGUCAUCGACGCCAUUUUAUUUUUUUUAAAUCAUGUCAAAUUGUGACGUCAUCAGUGUGACAUAAAAAAAUGUAGUUUUGUAUAUAACGUGUCUUUCACCAAGAAUUUAAUCGUAAUUUAUAUUUUUCCCUAGGUCAGUACAUUUAUUUUUAUUUUAUGUAGAUAGAGGUCAUGCAUUUUGUACUAAAUAAUUAAUUUUUAUAUAUUCUUCGUUUAGUGUAUACAAUUUCCCUUUAUUACUGUGAAUAAUAGAUUAUUAAAGUAAUAUUUAAAUAAAUUAUUUUGUUCACUGCUAUAUCCGCCAUUUUGGAUUUUACGUCACAAUCUAUUAUAGUUUUUUUAUUUUUUAUUAGGCGUUACAAUUUUAUGUUCUUUGUUCAAAUUUUUAAAAUUAAUCGAAUAAACUCACAAACAUUAUAUUAUAUUUACAUAGGUGUAUUAAAUAUUGAUAUUAAAUGUUGUACUGAAGUAAUAUUUCCUUAGUGAUUGUAAAGGUGUUUCAUACGCUUUAUUAUGUUAGGCUAUAAUAAAGGUCGGUAUGAUAUGUGUAGGUAAGUUUUGAGAUAUGUGUCGUCUGGUGAAGCCAUUAUUAUAAGUAAAAAUAUAGAUAGGUUAUUACGGGAUUGGCACGGCAUGGCUAAUUAGCUAUGUUACUUCAGUUGUCUCUUUCGCUCACGAUAGUUGAAUGCCACCUCACUUUGACGUGUAAUCGUGUGUGAAUUAAGCGCCUUAUUCACGGUCCAUCCCCGCUGUACGUCCCGCCAAGGUCAUACACGAUGCACGACGCAAAACGACAGUGAAUAGUAUUGACGUACGUCAAAAAUAACAUAAAAAUAAUAAUUAUUGACGUACGUCAAUACUAUUCAUUGUCGUUUUGCGUCGUGCAUCGUGUAUGACCUUGGCGGGACGUACAGCCAAAUGGACCGUGAAUAAGGCGCUUUAGUUUGUCGUGUUUCAAGAUCGAACGUUGUGUUGAUAACCUAUCUACACAUUUUUACUUAUAAUGUAACUGGCCUUUAGAUUUGAAAUGACAAUUAAAUAUAUAUGAUGGGUCGUCUUAACAAUGUGCAGCGUUGGCCCAAUAAAUGAUCGUCGAAGUUUGCCGCUAUUACGGCGAUUAUGAAUAAACAUCUACAAUGACGGUCGAUCAUAGACAAGGCUCUACACUAUCGUGGUUGCCUCUACUCGCCCAACGUUGCCCAUUGUGAAGAGGGCCCAUGAUGUAAUAAAUGUUUUUGCUUACGGAUUGACGGUUUUUGACGUAUUUUGUGAUGAAAUGUAACCCGUCCGUAAAAUAACGAAUGGUAUUUAUUAUUUAUAUAAAAUAUAUUUGGAAAGUGUUAAAAUCUAUACAAAUAGUAAGUAAG
Molecule: messenger RNA, 5958 nt
Organism: Colias croceus (clouded yellow)
Lineage: Eukaryota; Metazoa; Arthropoda; Insecta; Lepidoptera; Pieridae
Gene: PIP5K59B
Product: phosphatidylinositol 4-phosphate 5-kinase type-1 alpha
Exons: 17
Coding region: 175-2979 (934 amino acids)
Biological process (GO): phosphatidylinositol metabolic process
Molecular function (GO): phosphatidylinositol kinase activity
Source: RefSeq, a predicted model, not a curated record